AUGGCUUCCGGUUUCAAGAUUAUUGUCGUAUUCAUAUCACUGCUUCUCACUAUCAUUCCAUGUCAAGAGAUAACGGAUGAGGGGUUAGACAAACAUGAAUCAUCAGCAUUUGGAAAACGAGCCAAAUUUGCAUUUGCAAAACGAUACCCUUCGAGAUUUGCUUUUGCUAAACGAUAUGACGACGAGGACAUCAACUACUAUGACAAAAAGGCAAUGCAUUUUGAAUCGCCCAUACGUUCAAUGCGUAACUUUGCAUUCGCAAAACGUGGUCACUUCCUACUAUUUGAUUGA
Molecule: messenger RNA, 291 nt
Organism: Loa loa (African eye worm)
Lineage: Eukaryota; Metazoa; Nematoda; Chromadorea; Rhabditida; Onchocercidae
Exons: 3
Coding region: 1-291 (96 amino acids)
Source: RefSeq, a predicted model, not a curated record